AUGCCUCGGCGGAUUCUCAACCCUCGCAUUAUCAUCGUCUCCUUCCCAAUCGAGUACCAGAGACAACAGCAGCAGCAUUUCAUGAGCUUGCAGCCAGUCAUCGAGCAGGAGAAAGAAUUUCUUCGUGUUGUUGUGAACAGGAUUAUAGCACUACGUCCACAGGUACUCUUAUGCGAGAAGAGUGUGGCAGGCGUGGCACUACAAUAUCUGUCUGAAGCUGGCAUAUCCGUUGUAUACAACGUCAAACAAACCGUCAUUGAGGCGGUGUCGAGAUGUGCGGAGACAGAGAUCAUCUCAUCACUCGACAUGUUGGCACUCAAAAUCCCUGUUGGCCUAGCGGGGGGCUUUGAAGUCAAGACAUACGUCAAUAAUGACUUCCCAGGCCGCAAGAAGACGUACAUCUUCAUCUCAGGAUGCAAUGAAAAGCUAGGAUGUACCAUCGCACUGCGUGGCGCUACCACAGAUCUGCUCUCACACCUGAAGACUAUUACCGAGUUCAUGGUUUAUGUCGUCUACAAUCUGAAGUUGGAGUCAUGUCUCCUGCGAGACCAAUGGAUCAAUGUUCCGGCGACCAUAGACGGUGCUACCACCCCGUCGACACAACCUACCGAGGAUUCUGCUAAAUCUGUGAAUGGCUCGGAUCAAGGGGCUACGCCUGCCGCAACGACCGCACCUAGUCAGAACAGUGAGGUCAACAAGGACAGUCAGCCUGCUGAUGCACCAUCCUCCACGGCAGACGAAAAUCAAAUACAAGAGCAAGCAUCUUUGUCAUCCGUCAGCCGCUCUAAAACGCUGGUUUCUCUCCAUGAAUCUCAUUCGAAGGCAUCCCAUGACACCCAGGUCCCCGAGGAUGUGCCGAUGCCCACCUUCUAUAGCGAUAUGGUUGCAAAAUAUGAGACCAAGAUUCUCUCGGCUUCGCCGUUUGUCAAGUUCAUGCAGCCAUAUCUCCUGAUGAAAUCACGAGAGCAGGAGCGACGCUUAGUCUACUUGAAGCGUCUCCGCGAUCAAGACAUCUUCGAAGACCAGGGCGAAAAUGAAAAAGCGAAACCGCAACCUUUCCAGCUCAUCAAGCCCGAGAUGGUUCAUGAAAUCGGUCAAAAAGCUCCGCGUCAAAUCAUGGAAGUUCUACACGCAGUUCACGAUGCAGAAUACGACAAGGCGCUUUACAACUACCAGACUCAGACGAGGCAGUGGGAGAACUAUAUCCAGGGGAAUCUGGAUCUGUUUGACCCCUAUUCGCACCAGAACAUCGUCGUUCUCUAUUCCGUCAUUUGCACCGAGACAAAGAUCCCAUGCACUGAACCUAGUCUGAUUGCUAUCGGGUUCUAUCAAGAGGGACCUACGGAUAGUAUGGAUCCUGAUAUCACUCUGGGUCAAUACAUUGAGGAUCUAUGUGACAGCAGUGAGAAUAUUUGUCACGCGAAUGGAUGUGACAGGCAAAUGUGUGCGCACCAUCGCACGUAUGUGCAUGACGAAGCUAGGAUCACUAUCUUUGUCGAAAAGAGCGCGUCUAUCCCCAUGGCCGUGGAUGAUACAAAAGCCGAGGAGAUAUAUAUGUGGAGUUACUGCAAGGAGUGUAAGAGAGACAUGGGCUUCAUGGUCAUGUCCGACGCUACCUGGAAAUAUUCCUUUGGUAAAUACCUCGAGUUGUCGUUCUGGAGUCGUGGGCUCAAGAUGCAUCACGAGAUGAAUUGCCCGCACGACUACCAGAAAGAACAUAUUCGCUAUUUCUGGCAUGGAGGAACUUCUGUUCGGCUUCAUUAUGACCCGAUUGAUCUUCUUGAGAUCAUUGUCCCGCGAGCGCGUAUCACUUGGAAGGUGGAUCACGAUCUUCGUCUUAAAAAUGAAAUCUUCACUAAAUCAGAAGACCGUUGGAAUCGCUAUAUGAACUCGGUCAGGGCUAGACUCAAAAGCAUUCGCAUUGACAGCGUACUCCCAGACAAAGCAGAAGCUUGCAAGUCUGAGGUUGAUCGACUCACCAAGAAGGCACAGGAAGAUCAAGCAAGCUUAAUAAGCAAUCUCCAAGGGGCAUACAUGAACUCCAAAUAUUAUGAAGUUAUUCCCUUAAACGCCAUUAUUCGAGGCAUGCUAGAAAAGGUAGCAGAUUGGGAUUCUGCUUUCACCAAAUUUGAAGCCGACUUUCUCUCGGACAAAGAUGUCAGACAAUUGACAAUCAUCCAACUAAAGAAGAUGUUUACGGACAAUGAGUCCAAGGAAUCUUUACCGACUACGACUACAGACGGCACAUCGAUUACAUCGACUGACACGGAAGACAAAACUACCCCCCACACCACACAGACAUCUGUCUCUGAUCCAGAUGAAAAGACCGCGUCACAACCAUCAGAGAGCGAGGCUAGCUUGGCCCCUGUGCCCAUAAUCACGACUACAGACGACGCGCUAAGCUCGCCGAAACGUUUCGGCCUCGGCGCAUUGAAGACCAAGAAAGCUGGCCAGUCGUCUAUUCCUCGCUACGUUCAUGGAAAGAAGAGAGAGUCGAAAGUUUCGACGCUCGCUCGGCACUUUGAGCAAUUGAGUCGAGAGUUCGAGAAAGAAAGAUUACGUGAUCGAAAGCAGCGAGCUGCAAAAAUGCACAACUCUCGAGCGUUCCUUCCUCGAUCAUCGACUAAAGCCAUAGUCGAAGUAUACGAAGACGUGGAUCAAGCAGUCUUGGAACCUGGUCCGUCGGACGAUGAUCCAAAGACAGCAGGACCUAACACCACCACUGAAGGUGGUGAGAUGCAACCAGCGGAUGCUUCUGGUACAUUAAAAGAUACUGCAACGUCAACGGAGGCUCCGUCUCAAAACGAUGAUGGCGCUGGAGACGGCGAAACCGAUGAUCAGAAACACGAAAGCCAUGCUGGAUCUGACGAAGAAGCGGGUGGGAGUGAUGCCGAUCAGUCACUGCUCGAAGAAAUCCUGCCCGGCGUGCAAGAAAUCGCCGAUUCCUUAGAGUCGAGCGAAGAGAUACCUCUAGAGCUUCCGAAGCAUCAGAAGUCCAGCCUCAUGAAGAUGCUCUCAAACUUCUGGGCAGAACGAUCGGCCAGUUGGUGGACUCCACUAGAAUACCCCCUCAACGCUACCGAUCACAUAUUCAUUGACUCCGAUGUCAUCGUCCGGGAAGAUGAACCAAGCUCUUUAAUCGCGUUCGCUCUCAGCUCCGAGGAUUACCAAGCUAAACUUGCUGACAUCCGUCAUCAAUGGAAGAUGUCAAAUCAAAGAGACGUAGAGGAUAGUGCUGACGGGGAGACAAAGUCGAUUGCCAACUCCGAGUCUGGCGACGGAUUGGUCAAUGGUGAAGAGCUUGAGAAGAGUCUGCUUCGGACCACCGGCACGCAUCUCAAAUACCAGUUCGUGGAGGGCUCAGCAAAGAUGCUUUGCAAGAUCUUUUAUGCUGAGCAAUUUGAUGCUCUUCGGCGGAAGUGUGGUGUGGCUGAUCGAAUCAUCGAAUCACUUUCUCGCUGCCUCAAAUGGGAUUCGAAAGGAGGCAAGACCAAGUCCGUUUUCCUGAAGACUCUAGACGAUCGACUUGUCAUGAAAUCGUUGUCACCAAUUGAGACGGCUGCUUUCCUCAGGUUUGCUCCUGCAUACUUUAGCAUUAUGUCCGAGGCCCUAUUUCAUGAUCUUCCCUCUGUGAUUGCCAAGAUGCUCGGGUUCUUCCAGGUGAGCAUCAAGAAUCCGGUCACCAAUACCGAGAUCAAGUUAGAUCUGUUGGUCAUGGAGAAUUUAUUCUACGACCGAUCUCCAAAUAGGAUCUUUGAUCUGAAGGGCUCGAUGCGCAACCGCAAAAUCCAGUCAACAGGCGAGCAGAAUGAGGUUCUUCUUGACGAGAAUAUGGUUGAAUAUAUCUACGAAUCGCCUCUCUUUGCCCGGGAGCACUCCAAGAAACUUCUAAGAGCAUCUGUCUGGAACGACACCCUAUUCCUAGCUCGGCAGAAUGUCAUGGACUACUCUUUGAUGAUUGCGGUUGACGAGGCCAAGAAGGAGCUCGUUGUCGGGAUCAUUGACUGUAUCAGAACUUAUACCUGGGACAAACGGCUCGAGAGCUGGAUCAAAGACCGCGGCUUCGCGGGUGGUGGCCGCAAUAGGCCCACUGUGACCAGUCCUAAGGAGUACAAGUCUCGCUUCCGUGAAGCCAUGGCGAGAUACAUAUUACAAGCCCCUAAUUGCUGGCACCAGUUCGGCGUCCCACAGGGAGCCAUUACUCGGGCCCGGUUUGAGGGCGACGUUCGAAAUGACUAA
Phaeoacremonium minimum UCRPA7 is the source of this 4239-nucleotide messenger RNA. Its product is annotated as putative 1-phosphatidylinositol-3-phosphate 5-kinase fab1 protein. Gene Ontology annotation, cellular component: endosome membrane; fungal-type vacuole membrane. The transcript has 3 exons. Gene Ontology annotation, biological process: phosphatidylinositol phosphate biosynthetic process. Gene Ontology annotation, molecular function: ATP binding; 1-phosphatidylinositol-3-phosphate 5-kinase activity. The record is from RefSeq and is a predicted model, not a curated record. Lineage: Eukaryota; Fungi; Ascomycota; Sordariomycetes; Togniniales; Togniniaceae. The coding region runs from base 1 to 4239 and encodes 1412 amino acids.